AGGCAAAACAAAACCUCAGCACAACACGCCACAAACUUCUUUAUUAAAAAACAUAAAAAAAAAAGUUUCAAAAAACAACAACAUCUUUUUCCUCGAAAUCCCCCUCUCUCUAAAACCUCACCCUCUGAUUGUGGUUGUGGUGCGAAUCUCAAGGGGGGGCAUUUUGGAUCUGAGGUGAGGUUUUGAUUGGAGAGGGGACAGACAGACAGACAGCACAACUCCUUUUUAGGGUUUUAUACAAUGGCCACGCCCUUUGCCAUUCCCCUCACUGCUGCUCAGGUUGGAACUUACUUUGUGGGGCAGUACUACCAUGUACUCGAGACUAAGCCAGAGUUGGUGUACCAGUUCUACUCUGAUGCCAGUACCAUGCUACGCAUCGAUGGCAACGCUAGGGACACUGCUACAGCAAUGCUACAAAUCCAUGCACUUGUCAUGUCACUCAGUUUUACUGGAAUCGAAAUCAAGACAGCACAAUCCCUGGAAUCUUGGAGCGGUGGUGUUCUUGUGAUGGUUUCUGGAUCUGUGCAACUUAAGGACUACAAUUUGAGGAGGAAAUUUAUGCAGACAUUCUUCCUUGCACCCCAAGAAAAAGGCUUUUUUGUGCUCAAUGAUGUUUUUCACUUUGUUGAAGAGGAGCCAGUUCAUCGUCACCAAGGGGUCUUUUUAGCUCAGGGCAAUCUUGAUUCAAAAUUGAAUGCUUCUAACACAAUUAAUAAACCAGUGUCCAACUACCUGCUGCGUGGAGAUAUACAGGCAAGGGAGUUUGUUGCUACGAACAAGGUCAAAGAAAAUGGUUUAGUUGACAAUUAUGGAUUUUCAGAGCAACAAAUGCAGCGAGUCCAUGAUUCUGAACAUAUUCAAGAGGAUGAUGUUGCUGAAGAGUCUCAUGGUUCACUUCAAUCUACUGUGAAUGCCGUGCAAGACAAUGCACCUACUUCUGCUGAAGAACCUCCUGAGGAGCCCCAAAAACAUACUUAUGCCUCAAUCUUACGGGUUGCUAAAGGACAAUCUACACCAUCUGUAGCUUCUCAGACAUCUCAAAAGAAUGUGUCCUCUUUGGAGUGGGAUCAUACUCCACCGAAUAAUAGUCAGCAAACAACUGCAUUGACUAAUGCAUUCGAAAGGUUUGAAACUGAUGCAGUGGAGGAGUUUCCCACAACAGAAGAUGAAGAUGAAAUCAAAUCUGUUUAUGUGCGGAACUUGUCAUCUACUGUGUCUGCUUCUGAAAUUGAAGAGGAAUUCAAGAAUUUUGGUAGGAUCCGGCCUGAUGGUGUUGUCAUAAGAAGUCGCAAGGAUGUGGGAGUUUGCUACGCAUUUGUUGAAUUUGAAGAUAUGACUGGUGUUCAUAAUGCAGUCAAGGCAGGAGCUGUUGAGGUAGCUGGAAGACAAGUAUACAUAGAAGAGCGGAGACCAAACAGUUACAUCCCUUCCCGAGGAGGAAGGAGGGGUAGAGGCAGGACUAGCUAUCAAGCAGAGACACAAAGAGGGCGUUUUGGUUCAAGGAGCUUUGGCAGGGGAAAUGGCCAAGAUGGAGGUGAAAGGGAAUAUAACAAACCCAAAGGAAAUGGUUUCUAUAGACCCAGUCCAAGUCCACGCCUAGAGAGGGGAUAUUCGGGGCAUCAAGUGCCAAGAAGCGGUCUCAAUGCUGCUGAAUCAACAUGAAAUUUUAGCAACAGAAUCAAAUUUUGAGUCCAGAUAUUUCAGAUCUAAAUAGUCAGUUUCGAUAGAUAUUAAAAACCAAAUAUUGAUAUAUUUUUUUAUGUCUUAAAUUAAGAUGUUCUAAAUGAAUGUUAUAUUUUUGUUUUUGUCUAACGGGCUUCUUUCAUUUGUUUAUUCAGGAAUCUCAUGUUUA
Molecule: messenger RNA, 1852 nt
Organism: Gastrolobium bilobum
Lineage: Eukaryota; Viridiplantae; Streptophyta; Magnoliopsida; Fabales; Fabaceae
Product: nuclear transport factor 2-like
Exons: 9
Coding region: 241-1662 (473 amino acids)
Cellular component (GO): ribonucleoprotein complex; cytosol
Molecular function (GO): mRNA binding
Source: RefSeq, a predicted model, not a curated record